This is a messenger RNA of Naegleria lovaniensis, 1881 nucleotides long. RefSeq lists its product as uncharacterized. The coding region runs from base 1 to 1881 and encodes 626 amino acids. Lineage: Eukaryota; Heterolobosea; Eutetramitea; Acrasida; Naegleriidae. The record is from RefSeq and is a predicted model, not a curated record. The transcript has a single exon.
AUGAUGCGGUCGUUGUUUGUGGAUUUUCUACGCAACCAACAGAAUAAUCAUGAAUGGCUCAUCACGUUUGGUACGAAUCUGUUUGAUUGGAUCAUUCAGAAUUCUGGUAUGAAAAUUUCUGUUUCUUCUUCUUCAUCGUUUUCAUCAUCCAUAGUAGCUACCUCAUCUUCAAUCAUUUCCAACCAACAGGAUCCAAUGAGAAAUUCCAUUAGAAUAUCGGAACAACUACUACAAGAAAUUUCAUCCAUUCAUGGUGUAACAGCAACAACCAAUCAUACCGCUCAUGAUAUUGCACUCGUUAGAGGCUUCAUUCUUACCUUUGAUAUUUGUUUCUUAUUGGUUCCGUUGGUAUUAACCAUUGUCAUUCCGUUACUGUAUGAAAUAUUUGUGGUUCGUAAAAUUCUGGACAAACUGAAAACGACGUUUCAUCGACGGAGAAGUAGUCGACGGAAAACACCGUCCAUGUACUAUUCAAAAUAUGGACGAUUUGAGGAUAGUAUUGAAGCAUUUGCAGUCGAGGAGCAAGAUAAAGAGGAACAUCAGAGAAGUUCUUUGGUUUGGAGGAUGAUGUGCUUUUUCGGAUGGAGAAAUUUCAAGAAUUUUGCCUUGUCAACACCAUUGGGAAUUGACAACUCGUUGGCAUCUAUUAAUGAGAAUGGCUCGUUUGCCAUGUAUCAUUCGACACCGUUCCAAUUAUUAGAUCGAAUGUGUUCGAGUUGUUCAACCAUUAGCUCCUAUUCCACUAGUGAACAUGACCCUCUCAUUACAGAUACAAAUGUUUCUGUGAAAAUUCGAUCAGUGACACCAAAAAGCGUUCACAAGUAUAACGUUUCUUGUUGGAUUUCGAGUGCAAUUUUAUUAUUUAUUCGCCUUGGAAAUUUGACACUUGCAAUUGUCACUGCUGUUUAUAUUUAUCAAUUCGAAAAUAGAGGAAAUAGAAGUGUGGCCGAUAUAUGGUUCAAUUACACCAAAUAUCUCACCAAUAAUACCUUUAAUUUAUUUCUACUCUAUACCAUUGUGGUCAUGAUAUAUCAUGUGACACUCUUAGUCGUGGCAUUUAUUUAUAAGAGGAAGAGAAAUAGCAUUGGAAGUGGCAAUACAGACACUGUCACAUUUCCAUACGUAGAUAUCAUGCCUCCAUGGUUGGAAAAAUUAUUGAACUGGAGCGGAAAUGUCGUAUGGAUCAUUUCUGAAUUGAAUUUAGUAGCCAGUGGAGUUGUGACUAUAGGAUUUUGGGCAGUUAUCAUCCCAACAGGAAAUUUUCCAAUCGAUCGAAUUACUUUCAUGAUCGUUUCUGCUCAUGCUUUAACAUUUACUGGUAGCGUCAUUGAGGCCCUGUUUUCAGACUUUUAUUUUAGAUUCUGGCAUAUAUUUCUUGUGGGUUUAUAUUGUCCAACCUAUCUCUUGUACGUCAUUGGAUUGAAAGAGACGAAUCUCAUUCGAACACUACCAUAUGGCGACUUGCUAGAUUACAAUAAGGGAGACACUGCAUUUCUUGGACAUUUAGGAUUUUUAAUUGGAUUUUAUGUCAUUUUCAUCGUAUUUUGGUUAUUAUUGACCUUAUUCAAAAAGUUACUCGUCAUCAAAUGCUGUGGAAUUUAUGCAUUUCCUUCUCACAUUGAGAACCGAGCUCAAGCAGCUCCCACUUCCUUCAACAACAAUAGCAAACCAUCCAAUCCUAUUGAAUUUUAUCAAUCAAGCUUUGUAGCAGCUGGUCGUGUCGAUGUUUCCUCCAUUCGUCAUCACCAUUCCCGAAGUAUUAGUCUUUCGAGUAGUAUUGGUGGUGAAGACGAGGCAGAACAAUUCACGACUCUUCCAAAAAGUUAUCAAAAUUAUUCAGAAGUUGAGAGUUCAGGUUGGAAUGCUGGCUCUCGUUUGUAG